Molecule: messenger RNA, 924 nt
Organism: Fusarium keratoplasticum
Lineage: Eukaryota; Fungi; Ascomycota; Sordariomycetes; Hypocreales; Nectriaceae
Product: S-methyl-5'-thioadenosine phosphorylase
Exons: 3
Coding region: 1-924 (307 amino acids)
Biological process (GO): nucleoside metabolic process
Cellular component (GO): cytosol
Molecular function (GO): S-methyl-5-thioadenosine phosphorylase activity
Source: RefSeq, a predicted model, not a curated record
AUGGGUGACCUCCCCACGACCUUUGAUAAGCCCGUCCAUAUUGCCGUCAUUGGCGGCACUGGUCUUGGCCAGCUCGAGGGCUUCGAGCCCAUCGCCGCCCUCAACCCCAUCACACCGUGGGGUGCUCCCGCGUCGCCCAUCCAAAUCCUCUCCCACAAGGGCGUCAACGUAGCCUUCCUCGCCCGCCACGGCAUCCACCACCAGUUUGCCCCCCACGAAGUCCCCAACCGAGCCAAUAUCGCUGCCCUUCGGCAUAUCGGUGUCCGAUGCGUCAUCGCCUUCUCCGCCGUCGGUUCGCUGCAAGAGGAGAUCAAGCCCAUGGACUUCGUCGUUCCGGACCAGGUCAUCGACCGUACGAAGGGUGUCCGCCCCUUCACCUUCUUCGAGGGCGGUGUCGUUGGACACGUCGGCUUCGCCGAUCCCUUUGAUGCGGGCCUUGCCAAGGUGGUCAAGACGUGCGCUGAGCAUAUGGAGGGAGACGGCGUUGUCUUGCACGAGAAGGGCACGGUCAUCGUCAUGGAGGGACCCCAAUUCUCAACCCGCGCCGAGUCGCACAUGUAUCGAUCGUGGGGUGGAUCGGUUAUCAACAUGUCAACCCUUCCCGAGGCGAAGCUCGCCCGCGAGGCUGAGAUGGCCUAUCAGGUGAUUGCCAUGGCCACUGACUAUGACUGCUGGCACUCCUUCGAGGAUGUCAACGUCGAGAUGGUUGGAAAGUACAUGAAGGCCAACAGCAAGAACGCCAAGCGCCUAGUGGGAGCCGUCCUGGACCGUCUUGCCGACCUUGACAACAGUGACUUGGUCCUGGCUAAGCACUGGCAGGGUGCGUCCCAGGGCGCCGUCAAGUUUAUGACCAAGCCCGAAGGUCGGGACCCCGAGGCGAUGAAGCGUGUCGAGUACCUCUUCCCUGGCUUCUGGGAGGAGUAA